Messenger RNA from Closterium sp. Naga37s-1, 363 nucleotides. Lineage: Eukaryota; Viridiplantae; Streptophyta; Zygnematophyceae; Desmidiales; Closteriaceae. The record is from the annotation of a GenBank genome assembly.
AUGGUUGAGAAGAAGGUGCGCAAGGACGAGAUCGUCACUCGCGAGUACACCAUCAACCUCCACAAGCGCUGCCAUGGCUGCACAUUCAAGAAAAAGGCUCCCAAGGCCAUCAAGGAGAUCCGUAAGUUUGCUGCGAAGGCCAUGAACACGAAGGAUGUGCGUGUGGAUGUGAAGCUCAACAAGCAAGUAUGGUCACGCGGUGUGCGCAAUGUUCCCCGUCGUGUGCGCGUGCGCAUUGCUCGGAGGCGCAACGAGGAUGAGGACGCCACUGAGGAGUUCUACUCCAUUGUGACCGUGGCUGAUCUCCCUGCUGAGGGCUUCAAGGGUCUUGGUCCCAAGGUGGUGGAGGAUGAGGAGGCCUAA